AUGACCAAGAACAAAAAGACCGCUCGCCCCGUGCCCGUUGUCGAACCCACUCCUCGCCACAACUCCUCCGACUCGGAUAACAACUCGGAUAUCGAAGAUCGCUCCCACUCCCGCACAUCGACCUCGUCCGUCGAGGAGGAGCAAGUCAAGGAGUCCAACGGCAAUGGUGUCCACACCACCUCCACCAAGGAGUCGAACGGUAGUUUCCUCACCCGUGUGAGCUCUAUCCCUUUGAUCUACGACUCUGUCUCGACUCUGCACUCCUAUGCCAAGGACAGCAAGUACGGCCGAUAUGCCCUCGAUACCGCCGGAUCCGCCGUCGAGACCGUCAACAAGUACACAGAGCCCUACCAGACUCGCCUUCAGCCUCACAUCUCCAAAGUUGACCAGCUUGCGACAAAGUCCCUCGAUAUCUUCGAGAACACUUUCCCCAUCGUCACCAAGCCCACCGCCGAGAUUGUGACCCAGGUCAAGAAGCCCAUAGUCUACGUCGAAGAAUCCUCCAAGAACGCCUAUACCCAGAUCCAGUCGACCAUUGAUACCCGUGUCACUGCCCCUGUCAAGUCCGUGACCAACUCUAUCAGCUCAACUGCCUCUUCUACCGUCAACUCCAUCACAUCCACCGCUGCCUCGACUCGUGAUACUAUCACCACCAAGGCUGCAUCGACCCGCGACCAGGUUGCUGCCGUCGCCAUCUCCACCCGUGACACCAUCACCAACCGCGCUGUCUCGACCCGCGACCAGAUUACCAACGUCGCUACCUCGACAGCCAACAACAUCACCAAUGCUGCCACCUCCACGGCAACCACCAUUGCCACAACGGUCAAUACCCGUGCCACCCCCUUGGUCAAUGGUCUCGAGACCAUCGUCGACCGAGUGUUGCCUGCCGGUGUCGACGCAGAAAAGACCCCUGUUGGCCAGAGCAACCAGGCCACCCGUGUCGUGGACUUGGGUCGCACGGUCACUCGUCGUGUCUCCCGUCGUGUCGGUGUCGCCGUCUCGCCUGUCACCCAAACCGCCCAAGAGUACCGUGCUUCGGUUGAGAAGAGCACUGUUGUCGUCAAGUCCAAGGAUCAUAUCAAUGCCUUGAACACCCGCCUCUCGGCCCUCCUCGAGUCUCUCCAUGCUCACACCAAGGAGCUCCAAGAGAACGUCCAGAAGGGAUCCCAUGAGGUUUCUACCCGUGUCCAGUCUCGCGUCUCCGAGUUGAGCGGUAAGGUCUUGGCCGAGGUUGACUCUUUGUCUGCCUACUUGAAGGUGCACAGCCCCGCCCUUCCAGAGUCUGUCCAGGCCCGUAUUCAACCCUUAUUGACCUUUGUCAACGAUCGCUACGUCGUUGUCAAGACCGAAAUCAUCAAGACCGAUGUCUCUGCUAUCCAGAAGGCCCGUAACAUUCUCAACUUGACCACCGAGGAGACUCUUCCCAUCUUGCAGUCCGCUGCCAAGGAUAUUCGUGAGUCCCUUGGCCAGUACCAGGUCAAGGUCCAGGAGAGUGUCAACAAGGGUUAUGCAAAGGUCCAGGAUGUCCACUCUUCUGUCCACCUGACUGCCGCUCGUGCCUAUCACUCUGCACGCGUUAUCCUUGUCGGAAAGUAG
This is a messenger RNA of Linnemannia hyalina, 1596 nucleotides long. The record is from the annotation of a GenBank genome assembly. NCBI's taxonomy places the organism in Eukaryota, Fungi, Mortierellomycota, Mortierellomycetes, Mortierellales, Mortierellaceae.